AUGAGUACGCGGAACCAAGAACAAGAAGCACCCCGGAGCACCACGCCCCUCAGCCCAGAAGCGUUCGCCGAAGACUUGCGACUAUUCAAUCGCUCCCCCCACCCAUACCACAGAAGCCAACGCCUCGGCUCUCAAACUCCCUCCGAACAUGGCGACCGACUUCACCCACUCUCAUCCUACUCAAGGUCCUCACGGACCACGAGCGACAGUGGCACGGAGGCAGAUGACGAAAGCACCGGUAUCCUCAGGGGUCUGCCAGCCCCUCCGCUCCGACCCAGGAAGGGUCUUCGCUCGGGCGGGAGUGGUGCCACAGAUGUUGAUCCUUGGCUGCCUAGCUUAGAGUCAUGGCCGACAUUCGUGAGACCUGCUCUGCGCGCAUCGCGGCGGAGCUCGGAGGAGGAAAUGGAAGAAGAGGCAUACCAAGAAAAGCGCAGGACGAAGCGAGAAAGACGUGUGGAAAUAUUGCGCCGGUUGAUGGAGGUUGUGCUUUUGUCGUCUGUCGGCGGUGUCGUUCUAUAUCAGGAUGGAGCGCGGUCUAUGGCCUGGGAAUGGCGCAAAGAACUUGUUACUCAUGUCAUGGUGGUUUUGGGUCUUUGCGCCACCUACCCGCUCGCUGUUCGAGCAUCUCAAGGGCGAAGCUGGCGCAUCUGGCGCAUCUGGUCCUCGAAACGGAGAUUCUUCUCCUUGCCUGCCAGCUUUGAUCCGGCUCCUCUUUUAUACCCGAUCUUUAUUCCCAUCUUCGUUUCACUGUCGUUGUCCAGCCACGACCCGUCUCUUCUAAUGCCUAAUGUCAUUCUCAGCCUCGCCUCUUUGCCUGCGGCUGCUGUCCCCUUACAACACUGGAUCCAUGGAUUCAGUGUUCUCCACUGGAUGUUGUCCAUGAUUCCCACCCUUGUCGCCGAACAUCUCUCCACGGACAAUACGUGGCCAAAACCCUUGUCGCUUCGCGGGCUCGACGCGGAAUCUUUAAUUCUUCUUUUCCCUUUGCAUCAAGCGUUGAUACCCACUUUAGACUUUUUGUUGACCACUAGCCUUCUUCCCGCUGAGUUGCAACUUUUGACGACUGCUUUGAUCAAUUUGUACUUGUUUGCGGCUUCUCCGCAGGCAGAGAUCCUGAAGGCUCUGCUAUGGCUCGGUGGAAUGUGUUUAUUUGUCUCCUGUCGACAUAUCUUGCGCUGGGAAGUUGCACUGGCGCGGAUCCCAAACUGGAAGUUCCGUCGCGCACCUAAUAGCGCGCAAUCCGCACGCAAAUUCAUCAACAUGAUGGACCAUCGGCUCUGCGAGAAGCUGAGUGGAACAGGCCCUAUUCAUUCUGAUGAUGCUUCCUCCGACAGUGACGGACCAAAUGGAUCUCAAUUCCCGAAGCCGCGUGCCGCAAAGACCAUGCGGGAGGAUCGCUCUGAUGCACCGGCGGAACCUGCUUCUGCGGUGGACAAUAUCACCGCGGAGAAAAUCUUUGAGAAUCACGCUCGCAGUCGGCGACGACACACUAUCUCCACCUUUGAUGAGGCCGUUCGAGAAGAACGGGUUCGCACCACUCCUGGCGGCCGGCGCAAGAAGCUCAUGGGACCCGGCCUUGCCUCGUUCUUGUCACUUACUUCAGCCCAGGCGCAGGUCCGCAAGUGGCUGUACGCAUUCUAUGUGUACGUCGCGGCGUUUCUUAUCAUUGUGGGUCCCAUUCGCAAAUAUGUGGCCGAGCGCGCCUUGCAGGGCCAUGAUCCCUUCGGUUGGGCUAUAGGCUACUUGUUCGGAAACUUCUCCAAAGUUCGUUUCUGGAUUUUGAUGCUGGACCUCGAUCGGUGGAUCGAACUACCGCCUCGACCCGAUGUGGAUCUCCAAGGUGCCUCCUGCUCCCUCGGAUCGAUCGACCAUAUCCGACAGACUACUUUCGGGCCCGCCAUCACCCGUCUUUUACUCAGUGGCUACUGCGCGCUAACUCUUCUCACCGGAUUGGCUAUCGUCAUCCAGCUCAGCAGUGUAGCCGAGGUUGAUACGCGCCGCAAGAUCUUCCAUGGCAUGAUGGUGGUGAUGUUCCUUCCUGCCAUCUUUGUGGACCCCAGCUUUUGCGCCUUGGCGCUCGCCUUGGUUCUCUCCAUAUUCCUACUGCUGGAUCUCUUCCGCGCGUCGCAGCUGCCUCCCAUCUCGCGCCCCCUCACCUAUUUCCUGGCACCUUAUGUCGAUGGUCGGGACCACCGCGGCCCAGUCAUCAUCUCCCACAUUUUCCUAUUGAUCGGGUGCUCGAUCCCGCUCUGGCUGUCCCUCUCCGACCUUCCCCGUUCCGGUCUGGGUCCCUGGGCAGGCUGGGAGAUUGUGUCACGAGACGUCAGCAUGGCAAGCGGUGUAAUUUGCGUUGGCAUGGGCGAUGCGGCUGCCUCUCUCGUUGGCCGCCGUUAUGGCCGAUUGAAAUGGUUCUGGGGCGGUGGGAAGUCGCUGGAAGGCAGCAUUGCCUUUGUAAUUGCUGUCACCUGUGGGUUACUUGCAGUUCGUGCCUGGUUGGUCCUCGGGGGAUGGCCCGUAUCCGGAGUCGAAUCAAUCGAGGCCGACUCCACCGUCCCCUUCUGGGCCUGGACUUUGGUCAAGGCGGUUCUGGCGGCCGCCGGAACCAGCGCCACCGAGGCGAUCCUCACUGGCUGUAAUGACAACGUCGUAGUUCCGGUGGUGCUGUGGCUGCUGGUGCGGGGUCUUGGCGUUUGA
Molecule: messenger RNA, 2694 nt
Organism: Penicillium olsonii
Lineage: Eukaryota; Fungi; Ascomycota; Eurotiomycetes; Eurotiales; Aspergillaceae
Source: the annotation of a GenBank genome assembly